This is a messenger RNA of Dujonia railenensis, 1548 nucleotides long. NCBI's taxonomy places the organism in Eukaryota, Fungi, Ascomycota, Pichiomycetes, Serinales, Debaryomycetaceae. The record is from the annotation of a GenBank genome assembly.
AUGAGUAAUAAUUUAAUAAAUCCGAUUGAACCUUUAAACUCGCAAGAGUUGAAGGAGCAUUACGAUAAUAUGGUUCGUAAGCCAACCUUCUCCUCUUACGCUAUAAAGAACUAUAUUAAAACGAGAUUUACUUCUCUUAUUGUCACCAAAGAAAGUCUUGCAGAGUAUAGUUAUGGUGAAAUAUUUAAUCCGUUUCAAAACUUGGCUUUACUUAACGCAAGACAGUGGAAUUUUUUCUUGGUUGGUCUCUGCGGUUGGACUUGGGAUGCUUUCGAUUAUUUUGCAGUUUCGCUUAAUGCCUCUAAAAUUGCUACGAGUUUAGAUGUUACCGUUAAAGAUGUUACUUGGGGAAUUACAUUGGUUCUUAUGCUUCGUUCUGUUGGUAGUAUUUUGUUCGGUCUCUGGGGUGAUAGAUAUGGAAGAAAAUGGCCCUACAUUGCCAAUAUGGUUUUAUUGAUAGUGUUGCAAAUUGGUCUUGGUUUCAUUAAGACCUACAAGCAAUUUUUAGCUGUCCGUGCAUUAUUUGGUAUAGCAAUGGGUGGUAUGUUUGGGAACUGUGCAGCAUGUGCGCUUGAUGAUUGCCCAAAAAAAGCAAGAGGUAUAGUUUCCGGACUUUUCCAAGAAGGAUAUGCUUUAGGUUAUUUGUUGGUUGUUGUCUUUCAAAGAGCGAUUACUGAUAACUCUUCACAUACCUGGAGAGCGCUUUUCUGGUUCUCUGCUGGCCCUCCUGUAAUUUUUAUUACUUGGAGAUUUUUCUUACCUGAAACUGAUGCAUUUGUGAAACAACAGGAAAGGAUGAACGCAUCAGACAAAAUCGGAGGUUUCGUGGUCGAUGGUAAGAAAGCCGUCAAGCAGUAUUGGUUAAUUUUAAUUUACCUUGUUUUGCUUAUGUCAGGUUUCAACUUCAUGUCACAUGGCUCCCAAGAUUUGUAUCCUACUCUUUUAACGGAACAAUUACACUAUGGAGAUGAUAGAUCUACAGUUACAAACUCUGUUGCAAAUUUAGGUGCUAUUUUUGGGGGAGCUAUAUUUGGUCACUUUUCUACCUUUAUUGGUCGUAGACUUAGUAUUUUAAUAGCUGUUGUAUUGGGUGGAGCCAUGAUCUAUCCUUGGGCAUUCUUAACAAAUUCAGGAAUAAAUGCUGGUGCUUUUUUCUUACAAUGUGGUGUUCAAGGUGCCUGGGGUGUUGUUCCAAUUCACUUAUCUGAAUUAUCUCCUCCUGGCUACAGAAGUUUAGUUGCAGGUUUAGCUUACCAAUUAGGUAACUUAUGUUCCUCUGCCAGUUCAACAAUAGAAGCUACUAUCGGAGAAAGAUUUCCAAUCGAAGGAGAGCCAGGCAUUUAUAACUAUUCUAAAGUGAUGGCCAUUUUUAUGGGUUGCGUCUUUGGCUAUAUGCUAAUUAUUACAUUUGUUGGUCCAGAAUAUAAAGGUGCUGAUUUGGACGUUUCUAGAGAUGAUGUGAUUGUUGUCGGAGAUGAAAACGUAGAAUCAUUUGAUUCUACCGAAAAACAGAUGCAAAGCGCAACACAUAUAGAAACUAAAGUAUAA